Gossypium arboreum is the source of this 1653-nucleotide messenger RNA. RefSeq names its product pumilio homolog 12-like. Lineage: Eukaryota; Viridiplantae; Streptophyta; Magnoliopsida; Malvales; Malvaceae. The transcript is spliced from 5 exons. Gene Ontology annotation, biological process: post-transcriptional regulation of gene expression. The record is from RefSeq and is a predicted model, not a curated record. Gene Ontology annotation, cellular component: cytoplasm. Bases 1 to 1653 code for a protein of 550 amino acids. Gene Ontology annotation, molecular function: mRNA binding.
AUGGAGAAAAAAGAUGAUAUGGAAGGUUCUCAAUUUCCGUUCAUGGACAUGGAGGAAACCACCUCUGAAAACCCCAUGGUGAGAAUAGAUAAUGAAGGUUUGUACUGGUCUUUCAUGGAGAAAACCACCUAUGAAAACCACCUGUUUUUUCCUCCAUAUUCUACCCCUAGUUUCCAUCAAAGCCCUACUCAUGGUCUGUUCCAAAACCCUACUGGUUAUUCUUCCCAAAGAUCAUAUCCCUUAACUCCAAACCUUCCAUUACCUUCCCAACAAAGCUUUGAAAGCCUUGAAGAUUCUUUUAGACGAAUGACUCUUAUUGAUCACAAUAGCUCUCGUUUACAAAGCAUGAGGGUUGAAUCUGCUGUGAGAGGGCAAAUGGGAUUAGGGUUUCCCAAUGAGGGGUUUGGAAGCUAUGAUUUUCUAGGAGCAUCUAUGGUUCGACCACCGUCGCAGCCGCAACCGAGUUUUCCUGGCUUCGACGUGUAUCGACAGAGGAGCCGAUCUUUCAAUGAAUUGCCUUACACUAACCCGCGUUGGCCGAUGAAUACCCACUGGGGAACCAACAACUCUAUAUGGGGUUCUAGUGGCUCGCAACCCGAAAACCCUAAAUCUAAUUUAUUCCCUCCAAUGUACAACAAUCGUCGCCAAGAAUGGUUCACGUGUUCAUCAUUGAAGGAACUAAAAGGUCGGAUCUCCGCCGUCGCCAAAGACCAAAAGGGCUGUCGUUUCUUGCAAAAGAAAUUCGACGACAAAAUCAUCAAACGUGAAGAAAUCGACAUGGUUAUAUCCGAAGUUAAAGAUCAACUUCACGAGUUAAUGGUACACCAGGUCGCUAAUUAUCUCAUCCAAAAACUCUUCGAAGUGAUCAAUCAACAACAAACGACCGAACUACUCCUCGUACUCGUCACUAGAAAACAAAGAUUCAUGGAAGUUUGCACUGAUCCACUCGGGACUCGGGCGGUUCAAAAGCUUAUGCUGCGGAUGAAAUCUCAAGAACAAAUAUCGAUACUUUUGUCGGUUUUGAAACCUAUUGCUGUUACAUUGACGAACAACAUCCAUGGUCAUCAUAUAAUUGAACAGUGCAUUUCUACUUUCUCCAAUGAAGAUACCAAGCAUAUUGCGGAUGAAAUAGCAAAUAAUUGUAUGGACAUUGCGACUGAUAAAAGUGGGUGUUGUGUGUUGAAUCAAUGCUUGAGCCAUGUCCAAACAGAAGCUAGGGAUCGUAUGCUCGCUGAAAUUAUAUCAAAUGCCUUUAUUCUUUCCGAGCAUUGCUAUGGGAAUUAUGUUGUGCAAUUUGUACUUGGAAUGAGACUUCGUCAUGUUACCUCAAACCUAAUCAUGCAGCUUCGAGGGACUUACGUUUCCCUUUCAAUGAACAAAUAUGGCAGCAAUGUUGUGGAGAAAUGCAUGAAAUGUUCAAGUGAACAUGCAUCAAUUAUUAUCAAAGAAAUCAUGUUCGACAUUGAUUUCUUGAAGGUCCUUCAGGAUGCUUAUGGAAAUUAUGUUAUUCAAUCUGCGUUGCAUGUUUCCAAGGGAGAUCUGUACGACAAACUUGUGAGAUUCAUAUUGAGACAUUAUUCAGUUCUACACAGUCAUUUGUUUGGGAAAAUGGUGUUGGACCGUGUCAAAUGUAGCAAGACUAAUCGUGUAUGA